UGUGUAUGGUUAGUAAUUUUCAAUGUGAUUGGUCAUUUUGGGUUUUCGCUGAAUUUUUGACUUUUUUGCUGUUUAGUCUUUCGCCUUUUAAAUUUCGUUUCGGCACAUCCCUACUACAUAUUUUUUAUUUUCCACAGUCUGGCAUUUUGACAGCCUUUGGGGGUUUGGUAUUUUGGCGUUUGGUGUUCCAGCUCUCCAGUUCUCUUCCCCUUUUUGGAUUGAGAGCAGGAUAUCUCGAACAAAAACCUAGGACGAUUUAUCCAAUUAUUUUAUUUUGCAGAUAUACUAGGCACAAUUACGGCCCUGGUUCUAGUGCUAAACGCGUGCCUUCCUCUGUUGACAUCCGCAAUUCAAAUGGACAGAAAAAUGGAAAUUCUGUUUCUAACAAUAAAAUGAACAAUAAAAUGAGAAAUGACGAUAAUAAUGCUGCUGGACGUUCACCAGAAAAAUCUUCUAGUGGAACGUUUAUUGCCGAUAUGGAAGCUAAGGCAGAUGCUAAGUGGUCAAAAUUACCAGAUUGGGCCCAUGGCUGGUUCUCUGCGUUGGACAAAGACAUUCUUAUAAGCACUGCUAAUGUUGCAAGUUUUCUGACAGCGACACCUUUUGUGGAACACUUUGCUAAUUUUUUAGCUAUCAAGGUCCAAGAAAUGGAGAACGAAAAACAAAUUAUGGAGUACCUCAACUAUAAAUUUGAUGACUUUGAAGGGGCUAGACUUAAACAACAACUUUAUGUUUUUGACUAG
This is a messenger RNA of Meloidogyne enterolobii, 743 nucleotides long. The record is from the annotation of a GenBank genome assembly. Lineage: Eukaryota; Metazoa; Nematoda; Chromadorea; Rhabditida; Meloidogynidae.